GCCGUUCCUUCCCCGGGGCUGUAGCUGCAGCCAGAGGCUGCCGCCGGGGCUCGGGGCGCCGCGUCUUCCCUGCCGCUCGGAGGAGCCGCCCGCCCGGGCUGGUGCGCCAUGGAUCUGUUCGGGGACCUGCGGCGCAUGAACAAGCGGCAGCAGGGAGCCACAGGACAAACCCCAGCAUGGGCUGGGUUGGAAGGGACCCUAAACAUCUCCUGGUUCCAGCCCUGCUGCCCGGGCGGGGCUUGUUUGCCCUAAUGGAGAUGGGCAGGGUCAUCUCACGCCAGAGCAUCUUCCUGUGCGGCUAUAUUACCAAGUCUUAAAUUUUGCCAUGAUCGUCUCCUCUGCGCUGAUGAUCUGGAAGGGGCUGAUCGUCGUCACGGGCAGCGAGAGCCCCAUUGUCGUGGUGCUCAGUGGCAGCAUGGAACCAGCUUUUCACAGAGGAGACCUCUUGUUCUUAACGAAUUUCCACGAUGACCCAAUCAGAGCUGGUGAAAUAGUUGUUUUUAAAGUUGAAGGCAGAGACAUUCCAAUAGUUCACAGAGUAAUCAAAAUACAUGAAAAAGAAAAUGGGAACAUCAAAUUUCUGACUAAAGGUGAUAAUAAUGAAGUUGAUGAUAGAGGCUUGUACAAAGAAGGUCAGAACUGGUUAGAGAAGAAGGAUGUUGUUGGAAGAGCAAGAGGAUUUUUGCCUUAUGUUGGAAUGGUAACGAUCAUCAUGAAUGACUACCCAAAAUUCAAGUAUGCUCUUCUGGCAGUAAUGGGAGCAUAUGUCCUCCUGAAACGUGAAUCCUAAGAACCACCAUCAAAACCCAGCCACUUUUCCAAGUUAAAAAUACAGGGGAAAAAAUUGAUAUGUUUCAGGUGUUUUCAUUUCUGUAUAUAGUUACAAAGCUGUGUGAGCUUUUGUCUUGUCUAAAUAAACUGUACAACUGAUGAGUAAA
This is a messenger RNA of Apus apus (common swift), 938 nucleotides long. RefSeq names its product SEC11 homolog C, signal peptidase complex subunit (gene SEC11C). Gene Ontology annotation, molecular function: serine-type endopeptidase activity. Gene Ontology annotation, cellular component: membrane; signal peptidase complex. The record is from RefSeq and is a predicted model, not a curated record. The coding region runs from base 326 to 790 and encodes 154 amino acids. The transcript is spliced from 7 exons. NCBI's taxonomy places the organism in Eukaryota, Metazoa, Chordata, Aves, Apodiformes, Apodidae.